Messenger RNA from Annulohypoxylon truncatum, 1134 nucleotides. RefSeq lists its product as uncharacterized. The transcript has 3 exons. NCBI's taxonomy places the organism in Eukaryota, Fungi, Ascomycota, Sordariomycetes, Xylariales, Hypoxylaceae. Bases 123 to 785 code for a protein of 220 amino acids. The record is from RefSeq and is a predicted model, not a curated record.
CCCGGCCAACAAAAUCGAAUCGUCCGUCAUUGAGCUCAACUAAAUCCGACAAGGCUCAAAUCUAUUUUCUCGGCAGAUUAUUAUAGAACGCGCUUAAUCUUACAACAAGCGAGACGGAGAAAAUGUCGAACAAUCCUUUGAUUUGCUAUUCCCUCCGUAAGCGCCCGGAUUGGGCCACCUUCGCCUCGGCGGUUCUACAGGGCAGCAACAUCAGAUGGAAAGAAGCGCAGCUCGAUACACAUGACGCGGCACUGCCCAUACCGACUUCUCACGGCCAACCUCCCAGGGUUCUACGUGCCAUUUUCCUGUCCCCAUCAGACGUCGAAACCGAUAACUGCCAGAACCGCAUUCAACGCUUAUCUCACUUGAAUGGGGGGCAGGAUAUUGUUAUCGUAUUUUUACUCAAGCAAGAAGAGGAUAAGGUGAAUCCAAUGUCGGCGUUCAUGACCCUUCAGUUAAGUCUUGGUGAUUUUGAAAUGCCUGUCAUCCCCGUCAACACCGUCGAAGCUGUACCAAAUAGCUUGGUGGCGUUCCACCGUCAGAUUAGUACCAGCAGCGGUUCACGGAGGAUGGCAAACCCAGCUCAGACGCUUCUUCCAUAUUGCUCCUAUGGGCCACGUCUAUCCGAGCAUGCAGUUAACGUCUUAACCGACAUCACCUCUGGCAUUAGAGACUUGCUUGACAUAAUGACAACGCCGGUCGGGCGGACGAAGGUACUGGACCUGCUGGAGAAUGAUUCGGAAGGCGCCAUCUCGUUCUGGGAGCAGGAAUAUGUGGUCGAAUGACUGGACACUGCAUGCCAUUGACUUCUUCAGUCAACGCCACGCAUAUAUGUUUAGAUUAGGUGCCGCGUGGCACACUCUCCGUGUUUUCAUUGGAUUUCCUUAGAAGUCUAAGCAGGACGGGUGGCUGCGCGCUUCACGAAACUCGCCGUGCCACAUUGAAAUCGUCCGCAAAGGAGCUUGUUAGGCCGCCAUUGAGCGGAAUGGCGCUACAGAAAAUUGCAGUAAGUCGCUAAUAUACCAUGAGAGGCUUGAUUGUUAAGUUCCUAGGUACUUAAGUAAAAGACACCUUCGGCCAGGGUAGGUGAUUACCAGACACGAGUAUUACUGAAAGUGCUACUGUAGUUGGAGA